Messenger RNA from Acanthoscelides obtectus, 1525 nucleotides. Lineage: Eukaryota; Metazoa; Arthropoda; Insecta; Coleoptera; Chrysomelidae. The record is from the annotation of a GenBank genome assembly.
CCAGAGCCCCGUCUCGUCAGAGUGCCACCCAUCUCAGCACCCUGCUGGCAACAUCGGCACCACAAGCACAUCUGCAUGUAGCACCGCCCCUAUCACAACGUCCCCGCCUUCAUCGUCCAAUACGGAACACCCUCUAAGUGGGGGCGUGGACAUGCGCAGUGGCGUAGUGCGCGUCGCCGACGAAUACACGAAGCGGAAACACGUGGCGCGCGUGUCGGCUGCCAGACCUUGUCGGUCCGAGUUUCUGUUGCAAGCGGAAGGAGGUGCGGAAGAGUUUGCGGAUUGGGUGAGGGCGUUGCAGCAACAGGCGGCGCAUGCGACAGAUGCGGAGUUGGAUCCCUCAGCGAGUAGGCAGCAAGCUGUUCCUCAGCUGAUUCCAGCUUCAACCACCAUUCAGGUGCAAGGUAGCCAUCUGUCACCGCCAUUGAGCAAAACGAAAGCUACUUCUUCCAGAAACAGGUCGCCGACUGGCCAAUCACCUGUGAGCAAGAGUAGGAAACCCUCUCAGGUUGCUGAAGCGUCCACAAGUCCAAAAUCAAAAACGUGGCGGGGUAGGAUGGUGAAACAAUUUAGAAAAUUCAACCAAGGUGCCAAUAGUCCUAGUAGUCCAACGGCACCUGAAGGAUCAACAUUUGGAGUUGCUUUGGAAGAUUGUUUACCGUCUACGAAAAAUAUGUAUAUUCCAAGAUUCGUAGAGGUGUGUACAGAUAUAAUAGACGAGCGGGGUCUACAAACCGUAGGCAUAUACCGAGUACCUGGCAAUAACGCAUCAAUAACCGCUCUGACUGAGGAGGUCAACAGAAACUACGAGGACAUCCCAUUGGAGGAUCCUCGAUGGAAUGACCUGCACGUGGUCAGCAGUCUGCUUAAGUCGUACUUCAGGAAAAUGCCCGACUCACUGGUUACCGUUCAUCUGUAUCCACAUUUCAUUAAGGCUGAUAAGAUAGAAGAUCCCAAAGCUAGGCUAGAGGAGCUUAGGAGGUUGGUGCGAAGUUUACCAAAACACAACUACCACACUCUGAGGCAUAUAAUUAUGCACCUGAAGAGGGUCGCUGAUAAUUGUCAUAUGAACAGGAUGGAAGCCAAGAAUUUGGCGAUAGUUUUUGGACCAACGAUAGUUAGGCCAGAAGGGGAGAACAUGGAGACGAUGGUCAAUCAUAUGACGAAUCAGUGCAAGAUCGUCGAAAGUUUACUGACGCAUGCCGAUUGGUUCUUCCCCGAAAACGAAAACGAGGAAAACCACCCUGUACCUUUAGAACACGUUGAAGGAAUUGAAGAAUUUGAAUCUGCAAAUAACCAAGCCUUGUUGUUACAUAAUAUUAGCAAGUACGAAGCUUUAAAGGACCAGAAAGAAAAGAAUGGUGCUCUGUUUUCCUCGAUAAUUUCGGCGGCCCAGCGAAAAGUGAAACGGAAACCGCAGAAGUCGAGUCAAGAAUCCAAAGAUGAACCCACAUCACCCACAAGUCUGAAAGCACCACAGCCGUUCUCAACCAGUGAUCUCAAAGACAUGGAAAAUCAAGUGUAG